GGUCUUUGAAAGCAACCGGUUCGCUUCUACUGUUUCAGGUUCGGAUGCAGUCCUAAACGGAUGCAAGGGGGAGCUGUUGUCAUCAGGCCCGGCUUUGGAGUGACGACCCUUUGUCCAGGGGAAAUGGCUGGGAUUAAAGCUCUCAUCACGUUGUCCUUCGGAGGGGCAAUUGGUCUCAUGUUCCUCAUGCUGGGAUGUGCCCUCCCUGUGUAUGACAAGUACUGGCCGCUGUUCCUCCUGUUCUUCUACAUCCUCGCGCCCAUCCCGUACUGCAUCUCGCGGCGGGUGGUGGACGAAAGCGACAGCUCCAGCAAUGCCUGCAGAGAGCUCGCCAUCUUCCUCACCACUGGCAUUGUCAUCUCGGCCUUCGGCCUGCCCAUAGUCUUUGCGCGAGCCCAAGUCAUUGCUUGGGGUUCGUGUGCACUCGUCUCCACGGGUAACAUCGUCAUCUUCGGGACCAUUCUGGGCUUUUUCAUCGUCUUUGGCUCCAACGAUGACUUCAGCUGGCAGCAGUGGUAAACCAGCAGAGUCGAGGGCAGGGGGGAGUCGCACCCAUUUUUAUUAUGGUUAUUAGUGUCAUUAUUGACGGUCUUAUUUGGUCCUAGUUGUUAUUUAUAGUAGUCACUCCGAAGCCGUGCAAUACUUUUUGUUUUAUACCGAAAUGCUUCACAUUGAACUGACAUAAAGCGGAUGAAGUUUUUGUCCGAAAUGUAACGUUACAUCUGUUGUGAUAUUUAAGUGUUAGGAACCAAACUGCCAUCAACAAAUUGAAUUGCUGUGAAAACUAUGAAAAGAUUACCUGAAGGCCUACAUGAUAUAUGUUUAAUGCGCUUUUUAGUGUAAUUUGGUUGUAUGUGAAGUGUUUUUAACUUUUUACUCCAGUCCACGUCCCUACAGUUGUGCUCAAAAUUAUUCAGACUCCAUUGUUGUACAGUGUUGUAGCAAGUCUGACAUUUAUUUGCUUUUUUAUCUCAUUCAUAAACGGAUCAAAUAAGAACUGAUGUGUAAAAUAGACAAAUGCAUUUGUCAAUAAUACAAGUCUCAAUUUAUCUGAUUAUGAACUAGCAGAACACUCUGGGAAUGUAGACUUCCGCCAAAGCAGCCAAAUUCAAAGAAUUGCCAUAUUUCGUACGUCUGUGACCUUUGACUAUUUCUCUUUUCAACUACCCUACAAAUCUGAGUUAAGCAGGCUAAUGCGUCAAGUUAUCACAGAAUUCCUCUUCUGAUAUCCGUGAUCUUUGACCUCAUUGCCCACAACUUUUAAUAAUCUCUUCUGUGUCAUAUUACAAACAUAUCAUGCAAGUUUGAUAAUAAUCUCUUUAUUUGUUCUUGAGUUAUCUUGAAGACAGAGAAAAACAGAUGUAUGGAACCCAAUACAUAACCUUCAGCUUCCGAGGAUUUCACCUCCUGGCAUAGUUAUUAAUAAGAUUUUAAAAUAAAUAAAUAAAUGUAAUACUACAAUACUACGCAGCAGUCGGGGGUUGAAUAAUUUUGAAUAACUGCCAUAAUACAAUGAAGCCGGGAUGGGAAAUUGCAAAAGAAAAAUGUAUUAUUGUAAUGUUUUUUUUCCCAACUCACAUUCUAGUAUACACCAAGUAUAUACAUAGAGGUCAUUACCCCCUUUUUGAUGGCCAAUUUCGUUAUGAAAAAGAAAAAGAAAAAAAAACAACAUAUUUUUUCUUACUUUCAAUUUGUAAAAUAGUUUCAAAAUUUUGGAAAUACCUGUACACCAGUGUUAUUUUGCAUUUUAAUCUCAUAAUGUUGAUUUGUGGACAAUCACCACUACUUUGUAGGCUUCCAGCUCACUGGUUGCUACUGAUGUCAAUAUACGUUUAAUCCAUUUUGCCUGGGAAGGUGGCAGCGAUCAUUCGCUGUCAGCCCCUCUCGGUCAAAAUGGAUUGGACAUUUAUUGCUGUUGAUGGCAGCCAAUGAGCUAAUUGAAAAAUCUAGUGCCAUAUCAUUUUGGCUGGUUUUUUUUUUCCUUUUUUUUUUUUUCUCUCUUUCUCACAUUGCCCGAAUGAUCCAAAAGCAUUCUCAACCCAACUGACAUCCGUCCAUUCCUAUGACUUUCAUUUUUUCAUUUUUUUUUCUCUUAUACUGACCUGACUUCAGUGAAGGCAUUGAUUGUACUCAGAAGGACUGAAAUGAAGGCAGCUUUGUGGAAAAACUACUGACAUUUUUGUAUUUUGUUCCAUUAUACUAAUGAUUCGGAGUCGGUCAAAAGUACAGGAGACGUAGCGACUGAUGGUGUGCUUAAAAAAAUGCAAAUGAAAUAACAUGAAGAAUUUGCUGUCAAAUGUGUGGUCUGACUGAAGUGUUGCGUAGCAUUAGCUCGGGCCUUUCUGGUUGUUACUGUUACUAGCAAUUUGCUCCCACACCGGCGGUCAUGUUGUAUUUAUUUUAUUUAAUUGAACAGCUUAUGUUUGCUGCUGUUCUUCUUUGGCAGAAGUCAGCAUGACAAGGUUUGUUUUUGUUGUUAAAUAAAUGCAAUUUUGGGACAUUUU
This is a messenger RNA of Corythoichthys intestinalis (scribbled pipefish), 2504 nucleotides long. Its product is annotated as leptin receptor overlapping transcript-like 1. The transcript has 4 exons. Bases 61 to 519 code for a protein of 152 amino acids. Gene Ontology annotation, biological process: negative regulation of growth hormone receptor signaling pathway; late endosome to vacuole transport via multivesicular body sorting pathway. NCBI's taxonomy places the organism in Eukaryota, Metazoa, Chordata, Actinopteri, Syngnathiformes, Syngnathidae. Gene Ontology annotation, cellular component: endosome. The record is from RefSeq and is a predicted model, not a curated record.